Messenger RNA from Scedosporium apiospermum, 1587 nucleotides. RefSeq lists its product as uncharacterized. Lineage: Eukaryota; Fungi; Ascomycota; Sordariomycetes; Microascales; Microascaceae. The transcript has 2 exons. Bases 1 to 1587 code for a protein of 528 amino acids. Gene Ontology annotation, molecular function: heme binding; iron ion binding; oxidoreductase activity, acting on paired donors, with incorporation or reduction of molecular oxygen. The record is from RefSeq and is a predicted model, not a curated record.
AUGGGACUGUUCAGUUUACUUAACUUCUCCGAGAACGGGCUCUUUACCAAUGCGGCCAUCGCGCUCGUCACCGUCCUCUUUGUGUACCGCUAUGCUGCGAGGAAGAUUCAUCCAAAGGAACCCUCUGUAGUCGCCCCCAGGGUUCCAUUUGUCGGCCAUCUCAUUGGCAUGGCGAUGCAUGGAGGUAAAUAUGUCAAGAACCUGGGGCUCGCUCACAAGCACAUGCCCAUCUUCACUUUACCCGUACCAAUGUCGCGGAUCUACAUCGUGACGGAUCCGUCUCUGGCGGCUGUGGUGCAGCGCGCGUCAAAGUCGCUAUCGUUCACUCCGCUCGUCCCCGACAUUACCGAACGUGUACUUGGCCUCGACAAGAGAACCGUGGAGAUCGUGAAACAAAAUCUCGACCCUCUGCCGGGCGAAGAGCGUGGUUUCCUCGCCGAUAUCCACGAUAUGCUCUACAACUACCUCGGACCUGGUGAGGCCCUCAAUGACAUGAGCUGCGAGGCUACCCAGGAGCUCUAUGAUCAGUUGGCCGGAUAUGUGAACGCUAUUCGGGAGAAGAAAGGCCGGUCCGAAGUGGUCGACCUUCUUGACUGGGUGCGACACUUCGUGGCGGCGGGCACGGCGAACUUCUUGUACGGGCCUAAUAAUCCCUUCGCUGUGGACCCCAAGCUAGAGAAGGCGUUCUGGGAUUUCGACCACGGUCUCGGCGGGCUGCUGAUGGGUAUAUUUCCUUCUUUGACAGCGGCUAAAGCGUAUAAUGGAAGAGAGAAGUUGUCCAAGGCCCUCAAGGACUAUCUCGAGGCGGGGCACCACAAGGAAGCGUCCCGGAUCGUCCAGAGUAGGAUACGAAUCGCCGAAGAAUACGACUGGACCGUGGACAUGACCGCUCGCUCCGAGCUCUCGUUCCUCUUCGCCGGCAUUGUCAACACGUCCACCACGCUCUUCUGGAUCCUCCUUCAAGUAUCCGCCCGUCCGAAGCUGCUCGCUCAGAUCCGUGCCGAACUAAAGGACGCGAUGGUAAGCAGCGUGGAAACUUCCGGAGAAGACACUCUUAGCAUGAAUGCCGUGAGAGAAAAGUGCCCAACGCUUAACGCGGUCUUCCGAGAAUGCCUACGAGUCGGAUCCGAAAACUACUCCACACGGCUAGUGAAGGAGGAUACCAUGCUCGCAGACAAGUACUUCCUGCGCAAGGAUUCUGUUGUGCAGAUUGCCGGCAGCGUCAUACACUCCGACGAGGAGAUAUGGGGCGACGACGUGGCCGAGUUUAACCCGGAUAGGUUCCUCCAGAAUUCGCGUGAAAACAAGUCCAACGUUCACCCGGCCGCCUUCCGGGCCUUUGGUGGAGGAAAGACGCUUUGUCCGGGCCGUCACUUUGCGACGAAUGAGAUCCUCAUGCUCGCCGCGCUGAUGAUCCUCAGCUUUGAUUUCAGUGCCCCUGGUGGAGGGGAGAUCUCUGUUCCCAAGAAGAACGACGCCAUCAUGCCCGUGCACAUCUUGGAGCCGCUUACACGGGAACCGAUCAAGGUUGAUGUUAAGCUGAGGGAGGAGGCAGAUGAAGCUAUCAAGCUGAAGGUGGCGCUUUAG